Molecule: messenger RNA, 3506 nt
Organism: Arachis stenosperma
Lineage: Eukaryota; Viridiplantae; Streptophyta; Magnoliopsida; Fabales; Fabaceae
Product: homeobox-leucine zipper protein HDG2-like
Exons: 12
Coding region: 739-2955 (738 amino acids)
Biological process (GO): regulation of DNA-templated transcription
Molecular function (GO): lipid binding; DNA binding; DNA-binding transcription factor activity, RNA polymerase II-specific
Source: RefSeq, a predicted model, not a curated record
ACUCAUCGCUGCCACAUUUUUCUCCAUCCCCCUCUUUCUCCUCUCUUUCUUCCAUCCUUCAAUUCAAUUCCUUUGUCCUCACUCUUUCUCUCUUCUCCUUCCUCCAUGUGAACAUCAUCUUUUUUUUCUUCUUCUUUUUCUUCCUACCUUCAACCUUUCUUCACUGCUUACCCUAUAACCAACCCUUUUCCAUAACUCUCCUCAAAACAACCUUUGUUAUCCCUCAAAAGGCUCCCUUUUAAGGCAACAAGCUUCUGCUUAUACCCCAAAAGCAGAUCUAAAUUAACUGCCUUUAUCUUCUAAUUAUACAUAUAUAGCUAUAGCUUCCCCAGCAACUACCACACCUCACUGUGACGUACGCACAUUAGCCUUGCCACACCGCCGUACCAGCUUCAAGAAUCUAAAGAGAAAUUAAAGGAUCCAAACUUGGAUCGGAAGCCGAAUUCAUCGAAUUAGUAAAAGGGUCUAAGAAAAUCUAACUCUCUAACCCAAUAACAAAGUUGUUAUUACUAUUAUUAUUGUUGUUGUGUGUUGUUUUGGGGGUUGUGGAGAAAUAUGCCAGCCGGUAUUAUGAUUCCGGCGAGAAACAUGAUGUCAUCGAUGAUCGGAAGGACCAACAAUGGAAACAGCCUUGGGGGUGGGUUUGGAUCUUCGUCUUCCUCUGGACUCUCUCUUGGCCAGGUUAAUUAAUUGAUUGAGAACCACAACAAGGGUUCGGAGACACAUCACCAAAGAUCCAUGGAUAUGUUUCAAGCCAACAUGAUGGAAGGUGGUCAAUUGCACCACCACGGCCUCGAGAUGGGUCAGAACACGCCGGAGAGCGACGUCCCUAGAAUCCGAGAGGACGAGUUCGACAGCGCCACCAAGUCCGGCAGCGAGAACCAAGAAGGUGGCGCCUCCGGCGAGGACCAAGACCCCCGCCCUAACAAGAAGAAGCGUUACCACCGCCACACUCAGCACCAGAUCCAGGAAAUGGAAGCAUUCUUUAAGGAGUGUCCGCACCCAGAUGACAAGCAAAGGAAGGAACUGAGCCGUGAGUUAGGGUUAGAGCCAUUGCAAGUGAAGUUUUGGUUCCAGAACAAGCGCACUCAAAUGAAGACGCAACAUGAGAGGCACGAGAACACUCAGCUAAGGACAGAGAACGAGAAGCUGAGAGCGGAUAACAUGAGGUAUAGGGAGGCUCUUAGCAAUGCCUCUUGCCCCAACUGUGGUGGACCAACCGCCAUUGGAGAAAUGUCUUUUGAUGAACAUCACUUGAGGCUUGAAAAUGCCAGGCUAAGGGAAGAGAUUGAUCGGAUUUCUGCCAUUGCUGCAAAGUACGUGGGGAAGCCAGUGGUGAACUACCCACUCCUUUCAUCAUCCUCAGUUCCAGCACGUCCGCUAGAACUCGGCAUUGGUGGUUUCGGUGGGCAAGCGGGCAUGGGUGGCGGCGACAUGUACGGAGGAGGUGGAGCCGGAGAUCUUCUGAGGCCAAUAAGUGGGCCCACUGAAGCAGACAAGCCAAUGAUAAUAGAGCUGGCCGUAGCGGCCAUGGAGGAGCUGAUUGGGAUGGCACAGAUGGGUGAGCCUCUUUGGUUGACCACACUUGAUGGUGCCACCACUGUGCUUAACGAGGAUGAAUAUGUCAGAUCUUUCCCCCGUGGAAUCGGACCCAAACCUAAUGGAUUCAAAUGUGAGGCUUCACGAGAAACCGCUGUUGUCAUCAUGAACCAUGUUAACCUUGUUGAGAUUCUCAUGGAUGUGAACCAAUGGUCGACGGUUUUCUCUGGAAUAGUUUCAAGAGCGGUGACUCUAGAAGUUCUAUCAACAGGGGUAGCAGGAAACUAUAACGGUGCCUUGCAAGUGAUGACGGCGGAGUUACAAGUGCCUUCGCCGCUGGUGCCAACAAGAGAGAGCUAUUUCGUAAGGUAUUGUAAACAGCACGCGGACGGCACGUGGGCAGUGGUGGACGUGUCGUUGGACAAUUUGCGGCCUAGUCCUUCGGCCAGGUGCAGGAGAAGGCCUUCUGGUUGCUUGAUUCAAGAAAUGCCCAACGGCUACUCCAAGGUCAUAUGGGUUGAGCACGUUGAAGUUGAUGACAGAGGCGUUCAUAGUCUCUAUAAGCAGCUUGUUAGCUCUGGUCACGCCUUCGGUGCCAAACGCUGGAUUGCAACCUUGGAUCGCCAGUGUGAAAGGCUCGCUAGUGCCAUGGCAACUAACAUUCCCACCGUUGAUGUUGGAGUGAUAACAAACCAAGAAGGGAGGAAGAGCAUGCUGAAACUGGCGGAGAGAAUGGUGAUAAGCUUUUGUGCUGGGGUGAGUGCUUCAACGGCGCACACGUGGACAACGCUUUCUGGAACGGGUGCGGAUGACGUCAGAGUCAUGACACGUAAGAGUGUGGAUGACCCUGGAAGGCCACCUGGCAUUGUUCUCAGUGCUGCUACUUCUUUCUGGCUCCCAGUUCCUCCUAAAAGGGUCUUUGAAUUCCUCCGUGACGAGAAUUCCAGAAGCGAGUGGGACAUCCUUUCCAAUGGUGGAGUUGUUCAAGAAAUGGCACAUAUUGCUAAUGGAAGAGAUACUGGAAAUUGUGUCUCUCUCCUUCGAGUCAAUAGUGCGAAUUCAAGCCAGAGUAACAUGUUGAUAUUGCAAGAGAGUUGCACGGAUUCAACUGGGUCAUUUGUGAUCUAUGCUCCAGUGGACAUUGUUGCCAUGAAUGUGGUUCUGAAUGGAGGAGAUCCUGACUAUGUGGCGCUUCUUCCUUCUGGCUUCGCUAUUCUUCCGGACGGGACAACGCCCGACGGAGGUAGCGAAGCCGGUGGACAUGGUGGUUCUCUCUUAACUGUUGCGUUUCAAAUACUGGUUGAUUCCGUUCCAACCGCCAAGCUGUCUCUUGGUUCUGUUGCCACUGUUAACAACCUUAUUGCUUGCACUGUUGAGAGAAUUAAGGCUUCUUUAUCUGGAGAAGCUCCUUCAUAAAGAAAACCUAUGUUGUAUUAGAAGAAGGAAAAUGGGGGGUGCAUUGCAUUUUGGAGAAAUGAUGGAGGAAGGUGUAUGUUUGGGAAGUUCGGCUUAUACACAAAACAAGUUGCUAAGGAAAUGGGGGAGAAGUCAAGAGCGCACCUUAUUGCAUGAACCCUUCUUUGCACAUCGAUCAUCACCAACUUUAUAUGAUCAGUGCUUAGAGGAUUAAGGUUCGGGAAUUGACUUCCCUUGAAUAUUAUUAUACCAAACAAGCUAUAUAUCGAGCUAAGAGGCUUCGAUUAAGACCUUAAUUACUACUUCAUUCUCUUCUUCGUUCAUCACCUUCUCAAGACAAAACAACAUAAUUAAUAUUUUAUUCUUAGCUAGGGUUUAAUUUUUAUCGUUGUUCUUAGCUUUUUUGGAUAUGUAACUGGCGUCUAGCUUUAACGUACCCCCUCUUAUGUUCUUCCUUCUUCACUUGUGCUAAUCAAUUAAUAUUAUUAUUGUUGUUGUUAUUUGUGUUUUAGCACUUGCAAGUUUAAUGGAAAGCUUGCACCACUACUAAA